AUGGCCACGGACUUGCAGUCCCCUGUAGCCUCUACGGCCCAACCGUCUCCGGCACCAUCUACCUCGCGCCCUCUGGAAAAGGCGGGAUCGAGAUCGCGGCCCUCUCUGUGCCGACGAGACUCAUCUCCUGCACCAUCCUCCUCCCCGCCUGGCUUGCCAACCCCCGCGUUCUCCCCGGAUGGACAGAGCGAUGGCGAAGAUAUCAUCGAGGAUACAUUAUCCCCGUUCGACCCCCGCAGAAUCACGCCCACCCUUCAUGCGUCGCUGGUUUCGAAAUCCUCGCCCUGCGGCGCGAGGACGGAAAAUGAAACAUUACACAUGAAUGUCUCCCAGACCAGCCAAGAGGCCCGGUCGUUGAAGCACCAAAUCCAGCUUCUGGAGGGUGGAACGUCAUCUGCGAUGACAGAGCUCGCUCGGGAGCGAGACGAGGCUGUGGAAAAUAUCACCGAUGUUCGCAAGAAACUCGAUCAGGCACAGAAGAAGGCCCGGAGUCGGGAAGAAGAAGUCGAGCGAACACAGACGCUAUGGGAUCGCGAUCGCGAGGCCUGGGAUGGCGAGCGACGAGGUUGGGAGCGCAAGGUCCACGUGGUGGAAGGUCGCUUGAAAACAGUGUUGAACGAGGUCGCCGCUGCCCAGGAAGCCGGAACCCUCCAUUCGCAACUCAGCGAAACCGGGGAAAUCGCCAAAGACAAGGCCAAGGAAAGCGACACGGCCAGCGUGGCUUCCAGCAGCCAGGGCCGCCGGCGAACAAGUGUCACCAGUGUGAGUACAGAAGAGGAUGACGGCGAACCUGAUUUCCACAACGUCCGCUACUCGGUGAUGAGCAUGGCUGGGGCCAAGGUCGACUCCGGCUUGAAUUUGGCCCAGGAAUUGGCCUUCGACGAGGAGGACGAGUUCGUUCCAUCUGACGAAGACGAAGACGAGACUCCCGAUUCACCCGAGGCGCUUCCCGAGGAGCGCCCAAUGUCGGUCCACUCGCAAGCGUCGCACACUGUGGCGUCGAAAGCAAGAAAGAUCUUGGGUCUUUCGCUUCAGAGCACGGGAUCAACCACGACCGUGGAUUACCGACCUCCCGAACCGACUAGUCCAUUGAAGACGAUGAUUCCUCCGGUCGAAUAUCACGACCGAGGCAUCCAAUACUCGCCUCCUCCCUCCCCCGAGAUACCGGCCGUGAGUGAGAAGGAAUUCGUUCCUCCAUCCACAGAACUUCCCGUGAAACUUGAUUUACAAGACGAGGUCAAGGGUCAGCCUGAAAUGAAGGACUCUGCAACGCUUACUAUCGCAACCGAGAUGGUGUCUGCCUCGUGUCAGACGGUGGGUGAGCUCCCCAGUCCUCCAUGGACGCCCAAGGUGACGGAAGAGCCACCGAAACCUGUCGAGGAUGAGCCGGAGCCGGUUCAAUUGACAUCAAUAUCUACUCAAACCGAACCUAUGGCAGAUUUCGCGCCGGUCGAUGUCGACAAGCAAUCUAGUCUGUCGCCAACUUCCAUCCCAACACAGAUGGAUAUUCCAAUGAUUGCCAUUCAUCCCCCUGGCUCAGAACCUCCCUCGCCUCGAAAUAGUGUCGUUCUACCCCCACAAACGAAGAAUGUGUCUUGUCAGGCCAAUUUCCUCCCUGUUGUUGAUAAGCGCUCUAUUGCCAUCCAAACCGAGGAGAUCCGCAUCGACCAACGCCCUGUGAAACUACCAGCAAGCCUUCUACCUUCUGCCAUUCCGGAUAUGCCGCCUCGCUCAGAAGCUCGAAAUUCUGGUAUACAACCUUAUCGCGCACCACCGCCACGAUCAGCCAAGAGAGACCAGAGACCUCAACCCUCCGAACGUCCCGUCAAGCCACCCAGAGCACCGGUGGCAGAGCCUGUUCAAGCCUACCCCGGCAACAAUGACAACGGUCCGCUCUCAGAAGAUGUGAUGUCGGGCCUUCGGCGACCUCUGCGGUCCAGCAGCCUCUUUGCUGGAUUUGAGCAGCUGAGCGAUGACGAGAGCCCCGAUGCGGAACGCGAUAUCUUCACCGAUGACGAACUCCUCAACCGGCCGUUUGCAUCCUAUUCUGUUCGACGCGGAAAGUUGGUAAAUGCGAAGUCCAGGCCCAGCUUGGAUGAAAUGACUCUCCCCGAGAUCGACGAGCAUCUGUCCGAUCCAGAGUCAAAGCAAUCUGACGUGGGCCGUGGAUCUCGAAUGACGCAACGGUCUGGCACGACCGCAUCCAGCAGUCGACAAUCGGGAAUGCGCAAAAUGGCCAUGAUCUCUAGCGGUGCUGUAGCACAUCAAAAGACUCGUGCCCGGAGCCCCAGCGAGCCUAGCCUGGAUAGUGGCAGUGCGGGCUCUAGUAUUGCCCCUCCAUUCCCUGUUCCGAUCCGCCUUAGCUCACGCAAGAUCCCGCUUGGCGGUAGCGAUGGAUCUUCGAGCCCGACUCGGUCCUCCGUCUCCGGUAGGCAAUUCUCUGACCGCGGUCGCCCCCAGCUCAUGCGACGGCCCACUUUGCGGCGAGUUCGAUCUGCGGCGGCCAUGUCGCAAACGGAUGCCACCGAGCGUCCAGAGAUCCGAUCCUCUCCUGCGCGCUCGAACUCGUCGUUUGCUCCGGACAGUCCUUCAUACCGUCCGCCCCCUCUGCCGGCUGAUGAUAUCACGGCGCCUCGUGCACGUCGCGGAGUCCCGAAACGGGCCUCGAUACGCACAACAGCGUCUCAGCAUCUGAACCAUGAGCGGCAGGACUCCACCGGCGGGGUGCAACCGACGAGUGUCGUGGAUGCCAUCGCCCAAACCAUGGUUGGCGAGUGGAUGUUCAAGUAUGUUCGUCGGCGCAAAUCAUUUGGAAUGGGCGAAUCCAAGGAUAACUGGGAAGGGCGCAACCCCGACGAGGUGUCAGCGAACAUUACCAACAGUGGCGUGCGGCAUAAGCGAUGGGUCUGGCUCGCGCCCUAUGAGGGCUCCAUCAUGUGGAGUAGCAAGCAGCCGACAAGCGGACCCGCCUUACUGGGGAAGAGUGGCCGCAAGUUUACGAUCCAAUCAGUUCUGGAUGUCAAGGAUGACAACCCAUUGCCCAAGGGUUCGCCGAAUGUGUUCAAUCGUUCGAUCUUGGUGCUGACGCCGCAGCGUGCGCUCAAAUUCACCGCGCUAACUAUUGAGCGCCACUAUGUCUGGUUGACGGCGCUAUCAUUCCUAAGCCAUUCUUCUAUGGGCCUCCACGACCUGGCUGCACUUCCACCCGUGCCUCAAGAGGAGGCUGGGUCUCCCGCACCGCCGCAGGCCACUUUGCGGCGGAAUCCAAUCCGUGACUCGAUCCGGGUGGCCAAGGGCCGGCCCCGACCCAUGCCCAAGGGCAAGCGCUCCUUCGGCAGUGCGCCCGUGCCGACGCCCGUGCCUGAAUUGCCGGCUGGCGGUUUGGACACAAUGGCUGCGGACGCGCCGCACGUACCACGCUUCUCGACUCACAACCGCAAGCGCAGCAACACCGCACCCCGGCCGGCACCGGCGCUGCACGCAAUCCGCAGCUUCUCUAGUCAGGGAACCAUGCCAUCGUCCCACAGCGGAACCACCGCAGGCUCCGAUGCGUAUUACCCGCCGCCUAUGGCGCCUCCGGGCCGACGUCCCGGUAUCGCUAGCGGUCGUAGCAGUUUCAGCCGUACCUCCGAGGCGAGUGGCCGCGCCUCCAGCGGCACUGGGGCCAUGUUCGAUGUUGGCACCGUCCGCAUGGAGGCCUUCAUCGAUCACCACGCCGAGCAAAUCAACCGGCCCCGCGGCCCACCUCCGCGCCGACAUGUCCGCAAAAGCUCGAGCCAGUGGAGUCACGGCCGCUACGACUUCGAUGCGCCUUCCUUGGACGAUAGCGAGCUCUCCUUCCGACCCGAUGACCCAUUCCGGGGCUUCUAG
Molecule: messenger RNA, 3870 nt
Organism: Penicillium alfredii
Lineage: Eukaryota; Fungi; Ascomycota; Eurotiomycetes; Eurotiales; Aspergillaceae
Product: putative nuclear migration protein
Exons: 3
Coding region: 1-3870 (1289 amino acids)
Biological process (GO): dynein-driven meiotic oscillatory nuclear movement; microtubule cytoskeleton organization; establishment of mitochondrion localization
Cellular component (GO): mitochondrion; cell cortex
Molecular function (GO): tubulin binding; phospholipid binding
Source: RefSeq, a predicted model, not a curated record